Molecule: messenger RNA, 678 nt
Organism: Rangifer tarandus platyrhynchus (Svalbard reindeer)
Lineage: Eukaryota; Metazoa; Chordata; Mammalia; Artiodactyla; Cervidae
Source: the annotation of a GenBank genome assembly
AUGGCCGGGAACCGUGAGGAGGCGCCAGACUACGGGCGAGGCGUCGUGAUUAUGGAUGACUGGCCAGGGUAUGAUUUGAGCUUAUUCACGUACCCACAGCACUACUACGGAGACUUGGAAUACGUGCUCAUCCCUCAUGGCAUCAUUGUGGACAGAAUUGAACGGCUGGCUAAGGAUAUUAUGAAAGACAUAGGAUACUGUGACAUUAUGGUCCUGUGUGUACUCAAAGGAGGCUACAAGUUCUGUGCAGAUCUGGUAGAACACCUAAAGAACAUCAGUCGCAAUUCUGAUAGAUGUGUCUCUAUGAAGGUUGAUUUCAUCCGACUAAAAAGUUACAGGAAUGACCAGUCUAUGGACGAGAUGCAGAUCAUUGGAGGCGAAGAUCUUUCGACUCUGGCCGGAAAGAAUGUCCUCAUUGUUGAGGAUGUUGUUGGAACUGGGAGAACCAUGAAAGCCUUGCUCAGUAGCAUAGAGAAGUACAAGCCCAACAUGAUCAAGGUAGCCAGUUUGUUGGUGAAGAGAACACCUAGAAGUGAUGGCUUUAGACCUGACUAUGCUGGAUUUGAGAUUCCAAACUUAUUUGUGGUGGGUUAUGCCUUAGAUUACAAUGAAUACUUCAGAGAUCUAAAUCACAUAUGUGUGAUCAAUGAACACGGCAAAGAAAAAUAUCGAGUCUAA